UGCUGGUUGGUGGAUCUCUCUGUGAUUGACACGAGGCGGUGAAGUGGAGCCGGCUCAUUGACCGGGAGAUUCCCGGGAAAGCGGCUCCGAGCCCCGGGAUCCGUUCACUCUCUGUCCCGCACAUCCCCCCGGGAUCCGGUCACUCUGUGACCCCCGGGAUCCGCUCACUCUCUGACCCCCCGCCGGGAUCCGCUCACUCUGCCCCCCGCCCCACCCCGAUCCGGUCACUUUCUGUCUCCCCCGCCCGGGGAUCAGCUCACUCUCUGUCCCGCGGGUUUGCAAUGGUUGUACUCCGCUUGUUCUCCGCUGUCUCGCUGCUGCUCAUGUUUUCUCCGGGAUUGGGAUCAACUGCGGAGAUCGUCACUCUGGAUCAGAUCGAGUACAAGGAUCCCUGCAAAGCCGUGCGUUUCUGGGGAGAUAUUGCCUUGGAUGAAGAGGAUUUGAAAUAUAUUCACUUUGAUGGAAGCACAGAAUUAAGAAAACAGCAAGUUAGAAGAAUGGGCCAUGUAUCUAGUGGGACAAGGAAGUUGAUGAGAAGCCCACGUUACAACAGAACAAGGCCGAACCAAAGCAGCAGCAACGUCAGAAAGGGAAACCUGGGCAAUGUGCAGCAGAGAAACCAGCGCCGGCGAAAACCAGUGGCACACAGCAGAGUCAGCCGGGCCGCCACCUCAAGGCCAGAACGGAUCUGGCCCGGAGGAAUUAUUCCCUACAUCAUCGGAGGAAACUUCACUGGAACCCAGAGAGCCAUAUUUAAACAAGCCAUGAGACACUGGGAGAAGUUCACUUGUGUCACAUUCGUGGAGCGAACUACUGAAGAAAGUUUUGUUGUUUUUACCUAUCGACCCUGCGGGUGCUGUUCAUACGUGGGCCGCCGUGGGGGUGGUCCGCAGGCUAUCUCCAUCGGCAAAAACUGCGAUAAGUUCGGGAUUGUUGUUCACGAGUUGGGACAUGUGAUCGGUUUCUGGCAUGAGCAUACCCGGCCAGACAGAGAUGCCCAUGUCAGCAUCAUUCGAGAAAACAUACAGCCAGGGCAGGAGUACAACUUCCUGAAGAUGGAGCCCGCUGAGGUCAAUUCCUUGGGAGAGACAUACGACUUUGACAGCAUCAUGCACUAUGCUAGGAACACCUUCUCCAGGGGUGUUUUCUUGGAUACCAUCCUUCCCCGUAGAGAUGAACAUGGCAUGAGACCUCCCAUCGGACAGAGAGUAAGACUGAGCAAAGGUGAUAUUGCCCAAGCCAAGAAGUUGUACCGAUGUCCAGCCUGUGGUGAAAGCUUGCAGGACUCAAUUGGGAACUUUUCAACCCCAGGCUUUCCGAAUGGGUAUCCAACUUUCUCUCAUUGUGUUUGGAGAAUAUCGGUGACACCAGGAGAGAAGAUCGUAUUAAAUUUUACAACCAUGGACAUGUAUAAGAGCAGCCUGUGCUGGUACGAUUACGUUGAGGUACGCAAUGGAUACUGGAGGAAGGCGCCACUCCUGGGUCGAUUCUGUGGUGAGAAACUUCCGGAAACCAUCAUUUCCACUGACAGCUGGCUCUGGAUUGAGUUCCGCAGCAGCAGUAACUGGAUGGGAAAAGGCUUCUCUGCUGUGUAUGAAGCAAUCUGUGGGGGUGAUAUUCACAAGGAUACGGGUCAGAUUCAGUCUCCGAAUUAUCCCGAUGACUACCGGCCAUCCAAGGAAUGUACCUGGAGGAUCACUGUUGCUGAGGAGUAUCAUGUAGGCCUUGUUUUCCAGGCCUUUGAGAUUGAAAGACACGACAGCUGUGCGUACGACUACCUGGAGGUGCGUGAUGGAGACAGUGCUACCUCACCCCUGAUUGGCCAGUUCUGUGGUUACAAUAAACCGAGUGACAUCAAGUCCAGCUCCAACAAACUCUGGAUGAAGUUUAUGUCGGACGGCUCAAUCAGCAAGGCUGGUUUCGCAGCAAAUUAUUUCAAGGAGAUGGAUGAGUGUGCUCAGCAGGACCGUGGGGGGUGUCAGCAGCGAUGUUUGAACACUCUGGGCAGCUAUCGUUGUGCGUGUGAGCCAGGCUUCGAGCUGACUGCAGACCAAAGGACGUGUGAAGCUGCUUGUGGUGGUUUUCUCACCAAACUCAAUGGCACCGUCACAAGCCCGGGCUGGCCCAAGGACUACCCAACCAACAAGAACUGUGUGUGGCAGCUGGUGGCCCCUGCCCAGUACAGGAUCUCGCUGCAAUUCGAGGUGUUCGAGCUGGAGGGUAAUGACGUCUGUAAGUAUGACUAUGUUGAGAUUCACAGCGGCCUCUCCUCUGAAUCCAAACUACACGGCAGAUUCUGUGGCUCCGAGAAGCCCGACAUCAUCACAUCACAGUUUAACAACAUGAGGAUCGAGUUCAAGUCUGACAACACGGUGUCCAAGAAAGGAUUCAAAGGCCAGUUCUUCUCAGAUAAGGACGAGUGCUCGGUGGAUAAUGGUGGCUGUCAACAUGAGUGUCUGAACACACUCGGGAGUUACAUCUGCCAGUGUCGUAAUGGCUUCAUGCUGCACGAGAAUGGCCUCGACUGUAAAGAAGCUGGCUGUGAGCAUAAAACAAGCAGUGCCGAGGGAGUGAUUACCAGCCCGAACUGGCCUGACAAGUACCCCAGUCGUAAAGAGUGUACCUGGGUCAUAUCUGCCACCGCGGGUCAUAGAGUCAAGCUGGCCUUUGACAAGUUUGAAAUCGAACAGCACCAGGAAUGCAUUUAUGAUCAUCUGGAGAUUUAUGAUGGAGCUGAUGAUGAGUCCCCAAUUCUGGGGCGUUACUGUGGGAGCAGAAAACCCGAACCCGCCAUUUCUACCAGCAGCAAAAUGUUCAUCAAGUUCUUCUCUGAUGCUUCAGUCCAGAGAAAGGGCUUUCAGGCCAAAUACAGCACAGAAUGUGGAGGACACCUUAGGGCUGAGGUACGAACCAAACACCUGUACUCGCACGCACAGUACGGGGACAAUAACUACCCAGGACAGUCACACUGCGACUGGGUGAUAGUGGCAGAGGACGGUUAUGGGGUGGAACUGAUCUUCCAGACAUUUGAAAUUGAGGAGGAGGCAGACUGUGGAUAUGAUUACCUGGAGCUGUACGACGGUCACGAGAGUGUUGCUCCCAGACUCGGCAGAUUCUGCGGAUCAGGGCCCCCGGAGGAGAUCUAUUCUGCAGGGGACUCCAUAAUGAUUCGAUUCCACACUGACGACACCAUCAAUAGGAAAGGUUUUCAUGCUCAAUACACCAGCACGAAAUUUCAAGAUGAAUUGCACACAAGGAAAUAACCGAAUAGGAGCCUUAACAAAGGACUGCAUUGAGAACAUUGUGUCUUGCUACCAUCGUACCUUGGGCACAGGGGAGUUGGAACUGAAAUCCACAUUCGGUCUUGGUUGAAAUUGACGGUGAUUCAGGAACAGAAACAAACCCUCUCUGUAUUCCGAGCAACUUUCUCAAUGUUAUGUGUCCCCAUUCUUUCUGAAAACAUUUUGUUUAUCCAAUCACUGUGGCCCAAAAGACACCAAAGUAAAACACUGUGGCUCCUUUCAAUUAGCUUCCCACCCCUGCCUUUCCCAACUUCUUCAUUCUUAUUCCCACCAUUCCAUCCCCACAUUCCCAUUCCUACCUUUCCCAUCCCAGUAUCUAACAAUUCCUUCCCCUGCUUUUAGGAUGUGUUUCCACGCGAGCAGCACAAUAUUCGGAAGCACGGUGUUUCAAUGUAAUAGUGGUCAUUUCAUCACUAUCUGCAGUUUAAAUACUGGAAGAACACAACAGGUUGUGGAAUUCUCACCAUUACUACAGAUGUACACUUGAAAUUUUGAAAAAAACUGGGAAUAGUUCUUUCAGCCCCUUGAAAUGUUACAUGAAGUGAGGGGUAGGGAGAUUAACCACUGAUCUUUGAACAAAUUUGUUAACAAUAAGCUUUUGAAACUCCUCAAACAUUGAACGUAACGAGACUAGAAGGGCAAUUAACAGGUGCUGUAAUAUCUAAGAUUAGUUGGAGAUGUUUUGCACGUCAGAAGCCUGCAACAAGUAUCUGCAAUGUGGUUAUAACAUUUCAUUGAAAGAGAGGAAAAACGAGAAAUAUUAUUUGAAAAAUAUACUUAAGAUAUAUUCAGAAAUGCAAAAUGUCAAAAGGUCUAGCUGCUUGCAUGUAAACUACUUGUGAAUCUGCUCCGAGAGCUGUUUUUAAUCCAACAUAUAUAUGCAUGGAAGAAAAAUCCUGAAAGCUAAGCCUUAAUUCUAGUGAAAUAUUGUACAGUACUGUACAUCAGAAGCUGUAUUGGAAAUAUUUGGUAGCUGGUUGUAGAUAAAUCAUAUUCUGUUUAUUAUUUAUUCCUAAGAAGGAACACAGUAUGACAGAAGGGUGGUUGAGCUCUUGAACCAACUCAUUACAUUUUUGCAUUGUAUGUAAA
Molecule: messenger RNA, 4391 nt
Organism: Rhincodon typus (whale shark)
Lineage: Eukaryota; Metazoa; Chordata; Chondrichthyes; Orectolobiformes; Rhincodontidae
Product: tolloid-like protein 2
Exons: 21
Coding region: 282-3263 (993 amino acids)
Biological process (GO): proteolysis
Molecular function (GO): zinc ion binding; metalloendopeptidase activity; calcium ion binding
Source: RefSeq, a predicted model, not a curated record